This is a messenger RNA of Lodderomyces margitis, 2088 nucleotides long. It is a transcript of the gene PUS7, whose product is annotated as pseudouridine synthase. Bases 1 to 2088 code for a protein of 695 amino acids. Gene Ontology annotation, cellular component: nucleus. Gene Ontology annotation, molecular function: pseudouridine synthase activity; RNA binding. Gene Ontology annotation, biological process: pseudouridine synthesis. The record is from RefSeq and is a predicted model, not a curated record. The transcript has a single exon. NCBI's taxonomy places the organism in Eukaryota, Fungi, Ascomycota, Pichiomycetes, Serinales, Debaryomycetaceae.
AUGGCUGAACAAAUAAAGAGGACCGUGUCUCAUGAGGACUUACCAGGUGCAAAAAAAUUGAAGCCAACUCUCAUUCCUGCGCUCACUGAAGAGGCGGUAGGAAUAUUAAAGUUCAUCAACCCAACUGCAGUAGGAUUCCAAGGCGCUUUAAAAACUUUGCAUUCCGACUUUCAAGUUAAUGAGAUUGAACCCAGUGGUAAUGUGGUACAUUUGACUGAUCUUGGAAUUGACAUGGGAAAGUCUAAAAAGGAAAAGAAGCUUGAGCAAAAAGCUAAAGAGGCCCAAGAGUUUGAGGGCAAGACAGAAGAAGAAAUUGCCGCUAUUAAGGCCGAAAGGGCCCAGGCUCAAGAAAAUGAGCCUAAAUAUCAGCUAAGUCAAGAAGAUAAAACGGAGUUGCUUGACUACAUUAGUGAGGAAGAGUUGAAUCAAAUAGAGCAACUAUUUCAUACAGGAAGUCACAUGGAGACAAAAACCUCUAUUGAUGAUAAGGAGAGACGAGGAAAAUUACACCAGCUAUUACGUAGAGCGUUCCAGGGUAAGUUGGAAAGUACGACAUCUGGACAAAACACUUUUAAAAUAGUGAUAGCCAAGAAUAGAGGCAAUAAUAGACGUGGUGGUGACGCAAAUGUGAUGGACAGCAUGCACCAUGUCGAUGAAAAUGGAGUCAUCAAUUACGGACUUGGACCCUUCAAACCAUAUUUACACUUUGCAGUAUUCAAACAAAACAGGGACACCAUGGAUGUUGCUAGUAAUAUUGCCAAGAUGUUGCGUAUUUCCCCAAAGACAAUCAAUUACGCAGGAACAAAGGACCGUCGUGGUGUAACUUGCCAAAAGUUUUGUAUCCACCGUGGUAAAGUUCUCCGUGUCAGUGCAUUGAAUAAGAUGAAAAAUUCCAACUUCAAGUUAGGGUCGUUUACGUACGAAGAUUAUCCUUUGAAAUUAGGAGACUUGUCCGGUAACGAAUUCACCAUCACCUUGCGUGACGUGAAGCCGGCUGUUGAUGAAAAUUCAAAUGCAGACUUGCGUGCAAUUGUUGCCCAGUGCUUUGAUAGUUUUGAUAAGCAUGGGUUCAUAAACUACUUUGGGAUGCAAAGAUUUGGAUCAUUUUCAGUACCGACGCAUCAGCUUGGUAUUGCAUUGCUACAAGAAGAUUGGGAAAAGUGUGUUGAACUAUUAUUGUCUGAGCAGGAAGUUUGUGCUCCAGCAACAGUGGAGAUGAGGAAAAUCUGGAAAGAAAAGAGAGACGCAAAAGAAGCAGCAAAGGCAUUACCCAGACACUUUGUUGCUGAGAACUCCAUUUUAAAGGUUUUAUCCAAUGAGCUGCAGGAUGCUGAGAAGAAAUACAAACCCCACUCAUAUUUGAAAAGUCUCUUGGCCAUACCUAAAAAUUUAAGGAUGAUGUAUGUCCAUGCGUAUCAAUCAUAUGUGUGGAAUCUUGUUGCAUCAAAGAGAAUAGAAUUGUUUGGUCUUGAAGCACAAGAAGGUGAUUUGGUUUUUGAUGAACAAACCAAUGAGACAACAAGUGUCGAUGAUGGGUUCGAAGAGGAUGUAGCUGUAACUAAUACAGUGGCAGUGAAAGCAUUGACAAAAGAUGAUAUCGAGAGUGGGAAGUACUCAAUCUUUGACGUUGUUUUGCCCAGUCCUGGUUUCAAAAUCCAAUAUCCGACGAAUGAGAAAUUAAGACAGGUUUAUAUCGACACCAUGGCCGAGAAUAAUCUUGACCCCUUCAACUUGAUGAGAAAGAAUAAAGAGUUUUCUUUGACAGGUGCUUAUAGAACUUUACUAUCCAAACCUAAGGAUCUCUCAUAUGAGAUAAUCGAGUACAAAGUGGAUGGUAAGCCAUUGGUUAGGACAGAUUUGGAGUUGUUAGAGAUGAAUAAGGAGGCAGCUAAUGACGAAACCGAGAAAGAGAAAGAAUCGAGCUUAACGAACAGAAUUAUCAAAUAUGACGAGGAUGCAGUUGAUAGCUCCACCGAGCCUAAGUUUGCUGUUGUUUUGAAGAUGAAGUUGGACGUUAGUUCCUAUGCCACUAUGGCAUUAAGGGAGUUUAUGAGGAUAGACACAUCUAGAUAUGCCCAAAUGAAGUAA